Messenger RNA from Nothoprocta perdicaria, 4583 nucleotides. It is a transcript of the gene SMAD3, whose product is annotated as SMAD family member 3. The coding region runs from base 1 to 1281 and encodes 426 amino acids. Gene Ontology annotation, cellular component: heteromeric SMAD protein complex. Gene Ontology annotation, biological process: transforming growth factor beta receptor signaling pathway; cell differentiation; BMP signaling pathway. The record is from RefSeq and is a predicted model, not a curated record. The transcript is spliced from 9 exons. Lineage: Eukaryota; Metazoa; Chordata; Aves; Tinamiformes; Tinamidae. Gene Ontology annotation, molecular function: RNA polymerase II cis-regulatory region sequence-specific DNA binding; DNA-binding transcription factor activity, RNA polymerase II-specific; I-SMAD binding.
AUGUCCUCCAUCCUGCCGUUCACUCCUCCCAUCGUGAAGCGGCUGCUGGGCUGGAAGAAAGGCGAGCAGAACGGGCAGGAGGAGAAAUGGUGCGAGAAGGCGGUGAAGAGCCUGGUGAAGAAGCUCAAGAAGACGGGGCAGCUGGACGAGCUGGAGAAGGCCAUCACCACGCAGAACAUCAACACCAAGUGCAUCACCAUCCCCAGGUCCCUGGAUGGUCGGCUGCAGGUGUCCCACCGCAAGGGCCUCCCGCACGUCAUCUACUGCCGCCUGUGGCGCUGGCCGGACCUCCACAGCCACCAUGAGCUGCGCGCCAUGGAGAUGUGCGAGUUCGCCUUCAACAUGAAGAAGGACGAAGUCUGCGUGAACCCCUACCACUACCAAAGAGUGGAGACGCCAGUGCUACCCCCGGUGCUGGUGCCUCGGCACACGGAGAUUCCCGCCGAGUUCCCGCCCUUGGACGAUUACAGUCAUUCUAUUCCCGAGAACACUAACUUCCCAGCAGGGAUCGAGCCACAGAGCAACUACAUUCCAGAGACACCCCCUCCAGGCUAUUUGAGUGAGGAUGGAGAAACCAGUGACCACCAGAUGAACCCCAGCAUGGAUGCAGGUUCUCCAAACUUAUCACCAAAUCCUAUGUCUCCAGCACACAAUAAUCUUGAUCUGCAGCCCGUCACCUACUGCGAGCCGGCCUUCUGGUGCUCCAUAUCGUACUACGAGCUCAACCAGCGCGUGGGAGAGACGUUCCACGCCUCCCAGCCCUCCAUGACCGUGGAUGGCUUCACCGACCCCUCGAAUUCCGAGCGCUUCUGCCUCGGGCUGCUCUCCAACGUGAACAGGAACGCGGCGGUGGAGCUCACCCGGCGGCACAUCGGAAGAGGAGUGAGACUCUACUACAUCGGCGGGGAGGUGUUUGCCGAGUGCCUUAGUGACAGUGCCAUCUUCGUGCAGUCCCCCAACUGCAACCAGCGCUACGGCUGGCACCCCGCAACCGUCUGCAAGAUCCCGCCAGGCUGCAACCUGAAGAUUUUUAACAACCAGGAGUUCGCCGCCCUCUUGGCGCAGUCAGUGAACCAGGGCUUCGAGGCCGUGUACCAGCUCACCAGGAUGUGCACGAUCCGCAUGAGCUUCGUCAAGGGCUGGGGAGCGGAGUACAGGAGGCAGACAGUGACCAGCACUCCCUGCUGGAUCGAGCUGCACCUCAACGGGCCCUUGCAGUGGCUGGACAAGGUCCUCACGCAGAUGGGCUCCCCCAGCAUCCGCUGCUCCAGCGUCUCCUAAGGCAGCGGCUCCCGGGGCAGCUGCCAGGGCACAAGGACUCCGGGAGAAGGGAAUCGGCUUCGCCCUUGGCCAGACACGUAAUAAAUUCCCCGUUACUGGAGUGAUGAGGAGGGGAAAAAAAAAAAGAUUCUGCUGAAAAAAAACUGGGGUUUCUCUGUUUUGUUUUGGUUUUUCGUUUGUUUUUGGACUCCACGCCCAUUGAAGCCACUUCACAGGAACUCUUAGCACUUUGGUUGCGAUGCCGUUAGACUUGGAUGCCAAGGUGGAUAACGGUAAAACAAGGAGUAGAGCCCGUGGAUGGAGGGCAGCGCGAGCCCAGGCUGCUCCGGGCGCCGCUCCUGCAGCAUUCCCAGAGGGCGGAUACAUGGAGAUGAGUCCUGUGCGUUCAGCAGCGCCAUCCGCCACCGUCCUCUCCGUGCUCCAGGGCAGAAAGGAAGCRCCCAAAGCACCUGCCAGAGCCCCUUCCCCAGGGAUGUUCCCAGGAGGAUGGAGCCUCCUGGGACAGGGACCYGUGGCCGAGAUCCCCGUCGCGCCGGGGAUGCGGCCGGACAGCUCCCGCCGGACACGGCGCCUUCCUUCCCGUGCGGCCCCGUGGCGGUAACAACACCAGCUUCCCAGGCUGUUUUUCCCAACACAUCGGAUGGUUUUUGCCGCUUCCCAGAGCUCAGGGCAGCGGCCSGGCCCGCGCGGCGCCCUCGCAAAGCGCCGCUGCCUCCACGGUCCCGCGCGGACACCCACGACCGUCGUGAACCAGGACAUCUCGGAGACGAAACCUCUGUUGGAAAACUGGUUUCAGCUGAUUAAAAUACCCUGAGAGGUGUUUUUGCCUGGAGAAAUUGGGAGAGUGUAUUUACAUGUAUUAUAAAAUGUUCCUUUUAAAUAUACAUGCUCCAGACUGUUUAAUAGGUUUUUCCCUGCAGCAACUGUCAUGACAAACAGCUUCCACAACUGGAAAAAAAACCCCACCCCCAACUAGCACUUGUUUUUAUGGUUCAAAUUUGCCAAAUAAGUCUGCUACCUUUGUCAGUGCUAUCCAGUUAUCUGCUCUUUAUAUCUGUGUUAAACGUCAUGUGCAUUUGUGCCAAAAUAGGAGGGGACGGGGAGAAAAUGCUAAUCAGAAUUUCCUAUGGAAAUCUUCCUUUUUGUUAAUGUAAAGGACAGACACGCGAGCUGGGUCCGGCUCCGGCUGUGCUGCUCGUGGCAGGGCCUCCUGCUCGGGCUUUAGUCCCAUGUUUCGUGCUCCCAGGCGCUGGAAUUCCCACCGUCCCAGUGCUCCGCUCCCUUCGGCAGGACCUGUGCACCUGGAUCCGAGAUGUCACCAACGUCCAUAGAUGAUGGAAGGUCCAUGGAUGAGGGACAGUCCAUGGAUGAUGCUUUGUCUGAGACACCUACAUGCUGAGGAGGACUUUGGCCGUCGCGCUCCUGAGCUCCCUGAGCUGGAUAUCUUCCCGUGGGAUUUUCCCUGGAGCUUGCACAGCGCGUCGAGGCUGCUGUUGGAGCACGGGAGGUUCUCCAGGAUCGUCUUCGUUUCUGCACAGUGUCAGGGCYCAGUUGAGGCUCUGAGGUGCGGACUUGUGCAGCAGGAGCCUCUCYGUAAAUGCUCCUUUGUGGCCGCUUCGGAAGUAGCUCUGACUGCCGCCCUGAUGGAUUUGGGAAAUGCCCCACACAGGGGGUCCCAACAAAGCCCAGGCCUGGCUUUUGUGGAAAGCUCUGCCUCGCGGCUCUGCUCAGAAGGAAAAGGCACCGUGUGAAAGCGGCCCGGGUUCCUCCCCGCUUGUUUAAGGGGCUGUUUUUGUUAUCUCCGAGCGGUGCCGACCCCGCGCUCCGAGCUGGAAUGGGCUUCAACRCGGAGCCCCGGCGGGAUCGGGGCUCAUUGAGCCCCUCCAGCAGCCGACUGUGAUUCCCCAUAGACGGGCAGACUCUCCCCUCAGCAUGCCCUAAGGAAAAGGGCACCAGAUGGAAAACGCGGCCCGUCUAGAUCAGCCGCAGAGGAGCUUGUCCCCACUGGCAUGGUAAUUCCCGCUCCUCCCCCUCGCCCGUUGCCUUUUCACCAACUCACGGAAGUUUCAGGGUUUCCUGGGUUGCGUCAAGUCCGAUGGAAAGUCCUGGGCCGAGCCGAUCCCGGACACGGAGCCYAGGGCUGAUCCCGGAGCUCGGAGCCAAACCUGGAGCCCAGAGCUGAUCCCGGAGCCAACCCUGGACAUGGAGCCUGGAGCUGAUCCCAGAGCUCGGAGCCAAACCUGGAGCCYAGGGCUGAUCCCGGAGCUCGGAGCCGAUCCCGCACACGUCACAGUCAGGCCGAGGGGACACCGUGGCUGCCGCUUCCUUUUCCAAACCGUUUUCCAAGUAGCUUUGAAUGUAGCACCAAUGUACAUCACGGCCUGCCCGGCUCGGCCUGCGUCUCCACGUGGGAACAUCCUCUCGUUCUCGGCGGGACCGACUGGGAUUUCGUACGUUUUUGUUACUGUCACUAGCAGGAACUCGGGCUCUGUUUACCCGGCGCAGCCGCACGCGAGGGCCUGGCUGCUGGCAGAUGAUACUGAUGGCCUUGUGGUUUUGAAUGACUGUGGUGAUUACUUCUUUUUUGUAUUAUUAUUAUUAACGUAUUGAACUGAAUUGCAGCGUGUAUUUUGUGGUGAGGCUCAGAAGUCAUCCAGUGGUGCCGGGGUGAUGCCAGGGCUCCACGUGCCCRUGUCCCCAGGUGGAGAAACGGGAUCACAUCGGAUGUCUGCAGAGCUCCGGCUGCUGGACCCUGCGCCUUGACCAAGCACGGAGCAAAAUGCGACCGAAUCCCUCAGCUGGAGCACGAGGAACAUGAGGAGCAUCCGGGGCCUCGAGCAGCGGGUGUUGGCGCCUGAGCCUUGUGCUCCCUGUGGAAUGGGAAGAGCGGCGGGAGCAGCGGGAGCGCCACUCGCUGAAGGACUUGGCCACGCCACCAAACCCCGUGAGCUCUCCCAGUUCUCCAAGGUACUGGAUGGGUAGGAGGAACGGAGGAUCCCAAAUAAGCUGGUAAAGCUAGAAUGAGAAAUAAUUAGGCUCUAUAUAGUAGUCGGUUGAGCGGUAUGGUUAAGAAAUUCCAUAUACUUCUUUUUUUUAUUAUUAUGUACAUGCUUUUAUAUUUAUGUUGUCUUUCUGAAUACUCAGAUGAAUCAAAUAUUUAAUUUUUCCCGGGGAAGGAUUCAGAGUCUUAAAUCUUUCACACGUUCCUUUCUGGUGACUGCUGGAACCAGGAGGGCGCUGGGCUGAGAACAGGAGCCUCGUGGCAGCCGUGGGGCAGGACGAGCCCCGCGGUGGCCCCGUGC